Messenger RNA from Piliocolobus tephrosceles (Ugandan red Colobus), 3893 nucleotides. RefSeq names its product LIM domain kinase 2 (gene LIMK2). The transcript has 15 exons. Gene Ontology annotation, molecular function: protein serine/threonine kinase activity; ATP binding; protein binding. Gene Ontology annotation, biological process: protein phosphorylation; actin cytoskeleton organization. The record is from RefSeq and is a predicted model, not a curated record. NCBI's taxonomy places the organism in Eukaryota, Metazoa, Chordata, Mammalia, Primates, Cercopithecidae. The coding region runs from base 402 to 2255 and encodes 617 amino acids. Gene Ontology annotation, cellular component: nucleus; cytoplasm.
CCCUCCCUCCCUCAUUCAGGGGUGGGACCGAAGAAGAAGGCUAACUUGACAGCAGCGCUUCUUUCUUAGCUAGUCACCGGCCCCUGCUCAAGAAUGCCAGUGUGUAUGUAGCCUCCGCAAAGAGGUCGUUUUCUCCGAGUCCAGUGGGGCCGUCUGAGCUUCUAGGAACUAGGGAGGAGCCAUCCCAGCCAUGAGCCCCUGUGGGGAUCUGCUGGGGGGCAAGUGGCCGGGAGUCCUCAGGCUCCUCCAGCUGCUCCGGAGGGAGAGGUGAGCUCAGGGCAGCCUGCCUGCAGCCAGAGGUGCUGGGAGCCCUGGGCCUGUCAUGGUGACCAUCUACAGCCGGCCCAAGGCACUCAUAGACGGAUUUGCAGCUGAGCCUGUUUAUCUGGUGUGGGAAGAAGAUGGGGAGUUACUUGUCAGUCUCGGCUUACUUCACCUCCAGAGACCCAUUUCGGUGUUCAGAAUGCCAGGAUUCCCUCACCAACUGGUACUACGAGAAGGAUGGGAAGCUCUACUGCCCCAAGGACUACUGGGGGAAGUUUGGGGAGUUCUGUCAUGGGUGCUCCCUGCUGAUGACAGGGCCUUUUAUGGUGGCUGGGGAGUUCAAGUACCACCCAGAGUGCUUUGCCUGUAUGAGCUGCAAGGUGAUCAUUGAGGAUGGGGAUGCAUAUGCACUGGUGCAGCACGCUACCCUCUACUGUGGGAAGUGCCACAAUGAGGUGGUGCUGGCACCCAUGUUUGAGAGACUCUCCACAGAGUCUGCUCAGGACCAGCUACCCUACUCUGUUACGCUCAUCUCCAUGCCAGCCACCACUGAAGGCAGGCGGGGCUUCUCUGUGUCCGUGGAAAGUGCCUGCUCCAACUACGCCACCACUGUGCAAGUGAAAGAGGUCAACCGGAUGCACAUCAGUCCCAACAAUCGCAAUGCCAUCCACCCUGGGGACCGCAUCCUGGAGAUCAAUGGGACCCCGGUCCGCACACUUCGAGUGGAGGAGGUGGAGGAUGCAAUUAGCCAGACGAGCCAGACACUUCAGCUGUUGAUUGAACAUGACCCCGUCUCCCAACGCCUGGACCAGCUGCGGCUGGAGGCCCGGCUCACUCCUCACAUGCAGAAUGCCGGACACCCCCACACCCUCAGCACCCUGGACACCAAGGAGAAUCUGGAGGGGACACUGAGGAGACGUUCCCUGAGGCGCAGUAACAGCAUCUCCAGGUCCCCUGGCCCCAGCUCCCCAAAGGAGCCCCUGCUGUUCAGCCGUGACAUCAGCCGCUCAGAAUCCCUUCGUUGUUCCAGCAGCUAUUCACAGCAGAUCUUCCGGCCCUGUGACCUAAUCCACGGGGAGGUCCUGGGGAAGGGCUUCUUUGGGCAGGCUAUCAAGGUGACACACAAAGCCACGGGCAAAGUGAUGGUCAUGAAAGAGUUAAUUCGAUGUGAUGAGGAGACCCAGAAAACUUUUCUGACUGAGGUGAAAGUGAUGCGCAGCCUGGACCACCCCAAUGUGCUCAAGUUCAUUGGUGUGCUGUACAAGGAUAAGAAGCUGAACCUGCUGACAGAGUACAUUGAGGGGGGCACGCUGAAGGACUUCCUGCGCAAUAUGGAUCCGUUCCCCUGGCAGCAGAAGGUCAGGUUUGCCAAAGGAAUUGCCUCCGGAAUGGCCUAUUUGCACUCUAUGUGUAUCAUCCACCGGGAUCUGAACUCUCACAACUGCCUCAUCAAGUUGGACAAGACUGUGGUGGUGGCAGACUUUGGGCUGUCACGGCUCAUAGUGGAAGAGAGGAAAAGGCCCCCCAUGGAGAAGGCCACCACCAAGAAACGCACCUUGCGCAAGAACGACCGCAAGAAGCGCUACACAGUGGUGGGAAACCCCUACUGGAUGGCCCCUGAGAUGCUGAAUGGAAAGAGCUAUGAUGAGACGGUGGAUAUCUUCUCCUUUGGGAUCGUUCUCUGUGAGAUCAUUGGGCAGGUGUAUGCAGAUCCUGACUGCCUUCCCCGAACACUGGACUUUGGCCUCAACGUAAAGCUUUUCUGGGAGAAGUUUGUUCCCACAGAUUGUCCCCCAGCCUUCUUCCCGCUGGCCGCUAUCUGCUGCAGACUAGAGCCUGAGAGCAGACCAGCAUUCUCAAAACUGGAGGACUCCUUUGAGGCCCUCUCCCUAUACCUGGGGGAGCUGGGCAUCCCGCUGCCUGCAGAGCUGGAGGAGUUGGACCACACUGUGAGCAUGCAGUACGGCCUGACCCGGGACUCACCUCCCUAGCCCUGGCCCAGCCCCCUGCAGGGGGGUGUUCUACAGCCAGCAUUGCCCCUCUGCGCCCCAUCCCUGCUGUGAGCAGGGCCGUCUGGGCUUCCUGUGGAUUGGUGGCCUGUUUAGAAGCAGAACAAGCCAUUCCUACUACCUCCCCAGGAGGCAAGUGAGCGCAGCACCAGGGAAAUGUAUCUCCACAGGUUCUGGGGCCUAGUUACUGUCUGUAAAUCCAAUACUUGCCUGAAAGCUGUGAAGAAGAAAAAAAAAAGCCUGGCCUUUGGGCCAGGAGGAAUCUGUUACUCAGAUCCACCCAGGAACUCCCUGGCAGUGGAUUGUGGGAGGCUGUCACUUACACUAAUCAGCGUGACCUGGACCUGCUGGGCAGGAUGCCAGGGUGAACCUGCCUGUGAACUCUGAAGUCACUAGUCCAGCUGGGUGCAGGAGGACUUCAAGUGUGUGGACGAAAGAAAGACUGGUGGCCAGAAGGCACUCAAAGGGUGUGAAAAAGACAGUGAUGCUCCCCCUUUCCACUCCAGAUCCUGCCCUUCCUGGAGCAAGGUUGAGGGAGUAGGUUUUGAAGAGUCCCUUAAUAUGUGGUGGGAAAGGCCAGGGGUUAGAGAAAGGGCUGGCUUCUGUUUACCUGCUCACUGGCUCUAACCAGCCCAGGGCCCACCAUCAACGUGAGGGGAAGCCUCCACCUCAUGUUUUCAACUUACUACUGGAAACUGGCUGAGUACUUAACGGGCAACAUCCUUUCUGUCUGCAACAGUCACAAGCACAGGAAGAGGCUAGGGGACUAGAAAGAGGCCCUGCCCUCUAGAAAGCUCAGAUCUUGGCUUCUGUUACUCAUACUCUGGUGGGCUCCUUAGUCAGAUGCCUAAGACAUUUUGCCUAAAGCUAGAUGGGUUCUGGAGGACAGUGGCUUGUCACAGGCCUAGAAUCUGAGGGAGGGGAGCGGGAGUCUCAGCAAUCUCUUGGUCUUGGCCUCAUGGCAACCAUUGCUCAUCCUUCAGCAUGCCUGGUUUAGGCAGCAGCUUGGGCUGGGAAGAGGUGGUGGCAGAGUCCCAAAGCUGAGAUGCUGAGAGACAGCUCCCUGAGCUGGGCCAUCUGACUUCUACCUCCCAUGUUUGCUCUCCCAGCUCAUUAGCUCCUGGGCAGCAUCCUCCUGAGCCACAUCUGCAGGUACUAGAAAACCUCCAUCUUGGCUCCCAGAGCUCUAGGAACUCUUCAUCACAACUAGAUUUGCCUCUUCUAAGUGUCUAUGAGCUUGCACCAUAUUUAAUAAAUUGGGAAAGGGUUUGGUGUAUUAAUGCAAUGUGUGGUGGUUGUAUUGGAGCAGGGGGAAUUGAUAAAGGAGUGGUUGCUAUUAAUACUAUCUUCUUGUUAUAUCUAUUGGGUGGUAUGUGAAAUAUUGUACAUAGACCUGAUGAGUUGUGGGACCAGAUGUCAUCUCUGGUCAGAGUUUACUUGAUAUAUAGACUGUACUUCUGUGUGAAGUUUGCAAGCUUGCUGUAGGGCUGAGCCCUGGACUCCCAACAGCAGCACAGUUCAGCAUUGUGUGGCUGGUUGUUUCCCAGCUGUCCCCAGCAAGUGUAGGAGUGGUGGGCCUGAACGGGGCCAUUGAUCAAACUAAAUAAAUUAAGCAGUUAA